Messenger RNA from Effrenium voratum, 1257 nucleotides. The record is from the annotation of a GenBank genome assembly. NCBI's taxonomy places the organism in Eukaryota, Dinophyceae, Suessiales, Symbiodiniaceae.
AUGAUGGCAUUUGGUCGCUUUCGGCCACAGCUGGUGGUGCGCACCAGUUGGGCAUUAAAGAUCGCAACAUCAGCACAAGGGCCACGAGCCACAGUGUUCCAUUUUUGGAACCACUUCUGGUUUCGGAGGUUCUUGCGUGCUGCUCGAAUUGGAUUUCUUUCAGUGUCGUUAUACAGUGUAGGCUACGCAAGCGGCGCCAGCGACAUGGCAAUUGAUCCCGAUGGUAUGCUACGGCAAAAGGCCACCAGCCUGCUCCACUCGAUCGGUGCCACUGAUGAGAAGGGCAACGUCAGACUUUGUGAUCCGGGCUGCGAAGAAUUCAAGGCAGUGCAGCGAGUUCUGCCACGCAUUCUACAAGCAGCACGGAUACAGGUCAGGCGGAUGCAGGCUAACCUCCAGGAGUCCAUCAAGCAGCAAGAAGGACCGGCUACUGAUGCCCAAGAAGAAGAGCUGCAGUCACUUCGCCGCGCGCAAUUCCAGUUGGAUACGUGGUCUGAUACCGGCUUCAUUCUGGCAGAUGUGCAUACGCCAAAUGCAUUCGUGACACCUCAGGUGCCCAGGCUCAUUUUCGUGCACCGGGGCAUCUUCCGUGUUAGGAGACGAGUCCCGCUUGAGGAAGCUGCCUCGGGAUCAUUGGUUUACAUACACAGAGAUCGCUGGCACAAGGCCAAAUUGGUGUCCACAGAUGCAGAUCAGGCGUCCUGCAUCAUCACUUUAGAGAACUCUCAACAGAUGUCUGUGGACAAGAGGGAGCUCUUCUCCCUGAAGGAGUGCAGGGUGGUGGAGAAUGAUGAGCAGCUUGCCAUGCUGCUGAGCCAUGAGCUCGCCCAUGCAGUGCACGACCAUGGCUCGGACAGCCUGAGCCUAUCUGCCUCGGCCUACCAGUUGGAACUUCUGCUGCUGACGGCUCUAGACCCCUCUGGCAUGAUCACUUUCCUCCUCGAGAUCGCUGCCGGAGCCAUUGCCAGGUAUGCCAUUCUUCUGCCAGAGAGCCGAUGCGAUGAGAUGGAGGCGGAUGCGACUGGCUUGCAGAUUUGCGCUCUUGCGGGAUACGACCCCCGACUGGCAUCAGUGUUCCUUCAGAAGAUGCAGGCAAUGGAGGACUUUCUUGAUUCAGAACGUGCUCCAUCCUGGGCCAGCACACAUCCGACAACAGAGGCGCGCAUCGAGGCCCUGAAGCAUGCCGAGGAGGAUGCAGUGAAAUGUUACCACUCGCACAAGGAGUGGAAGGGUUGGUUUGGACGCGCUGCCCAUUGA